AUGACUCAGUUUUUGAACAAAAUUGUGCAUAGAAAUUUCAGUAUUUUGUUAUUGUUACUUAAAAUAUAUUUGCUAUACAUAUAUAAGAUAUUUAUGGUUAAUUUGAUUUCACCGAAAGAGUUAAUAUCAUUGUAUUUUAAUUUAACAUUUUUUUGUUAAAAACUACUAAUUAUUUUAAAUAGUAUAAGUAAUUUUCUUAAAAUUAAAAUAAUCAUGUCUUUUAAUUUCCCAGCUUUUACUUACAUAGUUGCUAUGAUAUCUGAUGCUUUUCUGAUAUUUUUCUCAAUAUUUCAUGUUAUAGCAUUUGACGAACUUAAAUCUGAUAACAAAAAUCCUAUUGAUCAAUGUAACAGCUUAAAUCCGUUGGUGAUUCCAGAAUACUUGCUUCAUUUUAUUUUUAACUUUUUAUUCUUAUUUGCUGGACAAUGGUUUUCAAUUAUUAUUAAUAUUCCUUUGAUGGUUUAUCAUUUCAACAAAUACAGAAACAGACCUAUUGGCAUGUCUGGUUUUGGCCUAUAUGACCCAACCAGUAUAAUGAAUGCAGACAAAUUGAAUACAUAUCAACGUGAAGGAUGGAUAAAAUUGGCAUUUUAUUUAUUUUCUUUCUUUUUCUAUUUAUAUGGAAUGAUUCGAGCUUUGAUAUCAGUAUAAAUUCAAAAUAUUUUAUUAGAAAAUUGAGUUCAAUCAAACUAUCUUUGCUCAAUAAAUUGAAUGAACAACCAAAAAAAACUUAUUUUUGUAUCUGUUUGUAAUUUUAUCUUGUACAUUAAAUUCAUUGUAAUGUAAAAAAAGGUUCAAACAAAUAAUAAUUUACUAUCUCUAUAAAAUUUUGUAUUAUAAUUUCUAUUUAUUAAUUUUUUACAUUUUUUUUUUUAUAAACUAAUACAUUGAUAUCAUAAGUAAUUUACUUUUCUUAUAAGGUAAUUUUAAAUUAUAAAAUAUAUGUUAUUUUUG
Molecule: messenger RNA, 954 nt
Organism: Daktulosphaira vitifoliae (grape phylloxera)
Lineage: Eukaryota; Metazoa; Arthropoda; Insecta; Hemiptera; Phylloxeridae
Gene: cni
Product: protein cornichon
Exons: 5
Coding region: 214-651 (145 amino acids)
Biological process (GO): endoplasmic reticulum to Golgi vesicle-mediated transport
Cellular component (GO): endoplasmic reticulum membrane; COPII-coated ER to Golgi transport vesicle
Source: RefSeq, a predicted model, not a curated record